GCGGCUUUGCGCACGCGCACAGGCUCCGCGCUGGGCUCGCCAGCCGGGCAGGCGCACGAGGGACACCUGCGAACCUGGAGGUGGCGGAGGCUGCGAACCCGGCGGCGCGGCCAAACCUGCGUUGGCUGCCUGGGCCUCCUGGGCCAGGAGCUGGCGCUGGGGGCGGCGGCGGUGUGGGAAAGUGGCGCCGCAGUGGGGCCUCCUGGACGUGUUGGCGGAGGUGGCUUCAGUCCCGCGGAGCCCAGGCUUCAGAUCUUCCAGCUCAUCCUUUCAUAUUAGUCAUGAGGAAUCUCAGUCCCGCAGAGCUAGGAAAGAGCAUAGGUCCCCUCAUCCCCAGGGAUGGUCAGCACGUUCCUUCCUGAGCCUUGGGCCCCUGCGAGAAGAAGAGGAGAGUGGAGAUCUUCAGCAGAAAGGAAGACAUGGUGCUGGUGGCUGGACCCUCCGUGGCCAUGAGAGCAGACCUUGAGCUGUGGAUGUGAGGAGAAGGAGCCCCGGACUGAGAGCCAAUAUGCUGCCAUUUUAAUCCUGGCUGCCUGUGAGAGCUCACACUGCCUCUCAAGAUCUCUUUUAUGAAAUAAAGAGUUGGAAGAAAUCAUUUCUAAGGGUUCUUGUAGCUCUAAAGGCUUUCACCAGUUCUCGGGAUGCCCAUAGGGAUGGGUGAAGCCCGCCUGGCCUGUGGUGCUUCCCAGUGGCCGUCAUCUCACUAGGGCCCCACAGUGGCAUUAGGAUGCACCUCUCUGCGGUGUUCAACGCCCUCCUGGUGUCGGUGCUGGCGGCGGUCCUGUGGAAGCAUGUGCGACUGCGUGAGCAUGCAGCUACACUGGAGGAGGAGCUGGCCCUCGGCCGACAGGCCACAGAGCCAGCCCCAGCACUGAGGAUCGACUACCCGAAGGCACUGCAGAUCCUGAUGGAGGGUGGCACACACAUGGUGUGCACAGGCCGCACACACACAGACCGCAUCUGCCGCUUCAAGUGGCUCUGCUACUCCAACGAGGCCGAGGAGUUCAUCUUCUUCCAUGGCAACACCUCUGUCAUGCUACCCAACCUGGGUUCCCGGCGCUUCCAGCCAGCCCUGCUCGACCUGUCCACCGUGGAGGACCACAACACCCAGUACUUCAACUUCGUGGAGCUGCCUGCUGCUGCCCUGCGCUUCAUGCCCAAGCCGGUGUUCGUGCCAGAUGUGGCCCUCAUCGCCAACCGCUUCAACCCCGACAACCUCAUGCAUGUCUUUCACGACGACCUGCUGCCACUCUUCUACACCCUGCGGCAGUUUCCCGGCCUGGCCCACGAGGCACGGCUCUUCUUCAUGGAGGGCUGGGGCGAGGGUGCACACUUCGACCUCUACAAGCUGCUCAGCCCCAAGCAGCCUCUCCUGCGGGCACAGCUGAAGACGCUGGGCCGGCUGCUGUGCUUCUCCCAUGCUUUUGUGGGCCUCUCCAAGAUCACUACCUGGUACCAGUAUGGCUUUGUCCAGCCCCAGGGCCCGAAAGCCAACAUCCUGGUCUCGGGCAAUGAGAUCCGGCAGUUUGCACGGUUCAUGACGGAAAAGCUGAACGUAAGCCACACAGGAGCCCCUCUAGGCGAGGAGUACAUUCUGGUCUUUAGCCGAACCCAGAACAGACUCAUCCUGAAUGAGGCAGAGCUGCUGCUGGCACUGGCCCAGGAGUUCCAGAUGAAGACAGUGACAGUGUCCCUGGAGGACCACGCCUUUGCUGAUGUCGUGCGACUGGUCAGCAACGCCUCCAUGCUGGUCAGCAUGCAUGGGGCCCAGCUGGUCACCACCCUCUUCCUGCCCCGUGGGGCAACUGUGGUAGAGCUCUUCCCAUAUGCUGUCAAUCCCGACCACUACACUCCCUAUAAGACGCUGGCCAUGCUGCCUGGCAUGGACCUCCAGUAUGUAGCCUGGAGGAACAUGAUGCCAGAGAACACAGUCACACACCCUGAGCGGCCCUGGGACCAGGGGGGCAUCACCCAUCUGGACCGGGCUGAGCAAGCCCGUAUCCUGCAAAGCCGUGAGGUCCCACGGCAUCUCUGUUGCCGGAACCCUGAGUGGCUCUUCCGAAUCUACCAGGACACCAAGGUGGACAUCCCAUCCCUCAUUCAAACCAUACGGCGCGUGGUGAAGGGCCGGCCAGGACCACGGAAGCAGAAGUGGACAGUCGGCCUAUAUCCAGGCAAGGUGCGGGAAGCACAGUGCCAGGCGUCAGUGCAUGGCGCCUCCGAGGCCCGCCUCACUGUCUCCUGGCAGAUCCCAUGGAACCUUAAGUACCUGAAGGUGAGGGAGGUGAAGUAUGAGGUGUGGCUGCAGGAGCAGGGGGAGAACACCUAUGUGCCUUACAUCCUGGCCCUGCAGAACCACACCUUCACUGAGAACAUCAAGCCCUUCACCACCUACCUGGUGUGGGUCCGCUGCAUCUUCAACAAGAUCCUCCUGGGACCCUUUGCAGAUGUGCUGGUGUGCAGCACGUAGCGAGCGGGCCACAGCCCGGCCUCGGGAGGGUGGCUUCUGCAGUUCAGCAUCCCUGGGCCCGUUAAUCCCACUGUGGAGACUUCUGGGAACUGUCUAUUUAUUGAGCAGACCUGCCCCAGGCCUGUGCCUCCACGUCAUCUUGUUGCCCCGGGGGUGUGGUGUCACAGCACUCCUCUUUGUCCUAGAGAUAUGGGAGCCGACUUCCCCUUCUCCCAUCCUGAACAUUUGUACCCCUGGAGAAGUUCCUUAGCAGGGCGGAGGAAGAGGAGAGGAGGAAGGAAAGAAAGAAUCACAAGGAACCUCUGGCUACGUGAUCCUGAUGUUUCCUACUGAGUUUUUCUGGUAUCCAGAUUUCUGGAAACCGAGUAAUCAUGUACUGUUUGAUUGGGUGGUUCAUCUGCUUCCAUCCCAGUGAAAUUUACCUGUAGCCCAGUUAAGGGUGUGUUUGGAACAGUCAUUAAAUGAUUCUAAGCAUCUUG
This is a messenger RNA of Macaca mulatta (Rhesus monkey), 2949 nucleotides long. It is a transcript of the gene POMGNT2, whose product is annotated as protein O-linked mannose N-acetylglucosaminyltransferase 2 (beta 1,4-). The record is from RefSeq and is a predicted model, not a curated record. Gene Ontology annotation, cellular component: endoplasmic reticulum. Gene Ontology annotation, biological process: protein O-linked glycosylation via mannose. NCBI's taxonomy places the organism in Eukaryota, Metazoa, Chordata, Mammalia, Primates, Cercopithecidae. Gene Ontology annotation, molecular function: protein binding; protein O-acetylglucosaminyltransferase activity.